CAGCACAAAGAGGACGGUCAUCUGUCCUCCUCGAACGCUACGCGUGCCUUCUUUUUUUUUUUACAUGUCUGUCCCGUUAUAGCCUCUUGUGAGAGUCGAUCCGCCGCGCGCUCGAGGCUCCGGGAUGUACACGGCAGGGCUCAACCCGUUUUACGCAUCGAACUUCAGCCUCUGGUCCGCGUACUGCGCGGGGGGCUUCGCUGUGGAUACAAUGAAGAAGCCGUCGUUUUGCAUCGCAGACAUCCUGCAGGCCGGGGACGCGGAGAACAUCCCGGGAUCGUCGGCGCUCAUGGUGCACAUGGGACACCACCACCACCACCACCACCACCGCGCGCAGCAGGGCCACUCCGGCGGCUCUCCGCUGCGCCCCGCGCCCGUCGCGCCGGAGCCGUCGCUGUACGGUGCCAGGAUGAGCCCGGCGUCCGCGUACCACAGGCACGGACUACAACUGACCUCGGUGUCCAGAACCGCGUUUAGCUCCCAGCAAGCUCCGCCGCCCUCAAGCAAAGACCUCAAAUUCGGAAUUGAUCGGAUAUUGUCCACAGACUUUGAUCCAAAGUGUAAAGAAAAGUCGUCACUAAGAGAUCUCACAUCCAUCGUUAGCUCGAGCCGUCAGUCAGGCCUCCACGUCCCCGUUCAGCCUCCGGCCAGCCAGUACUUCUCCUCCAUAGACCCCGGGAUGAGCGACGCGUCCUCCAUGAUGAGUUCACUAGGCAGCAGCAGCAGACAAUCAGGCCAGCAUCAGUUUCAGGACACCUUCCCAGGUCCGUACGCCGUCCUCACCAAAGACACGAUGCCUCAGACGUACAAGAGGAAGAGGUCGUGGUCCAGGGCAGUGUUUUCAAAUCUGCAGAGGAAAGGACUGGAGAAGAGAUUUGAGAUCCAGAAGUAUGUCACCAAGCCGGACAGAAAACAGCUGGCUGCCAUGCUGGGGCUGACAGACGCUCAGGUCAAAGUUUGGUUCCAGAACAGGCGCAUGAAGUGGAGACACUCCAAGGAGGCCCAGGCCCAGAAGGACAAGGAGAAGGACGAGAAGCCGGAGCAGGGCGCGUGCGAGGCGGGCGGCAGGGAGUCCCACGAGCCGCUGUGCGAGUCGGAGUGCGAGAGCGAGGGCCGCAGCGAGUGCGAGUCCGACGAGGCGGAGGAGGAAAGCGGCGCAGACGGACAGUUGGACAUUUUGGAGGCGCACAAUAAAACCAGCGUGAUCAUGAGCGGGAGCGGGAGCGGGAGCGCGCCCGGCGGCGGCGGCGGCGCGGACGCAGUGACGGACACAGCGGCGUCUCAGGCGCUAAUAUGAAGGCAGGGACGCUUCAAGAACAAUGAACACGGCGGGUUUUUAUUAUUUCUGGCAACUUGUUAGGACACCUGGAGACUCACUGAGGAAAACCAGGGCGAUUCAACCGCCCUCUAAGCCAUAGUGCGUUAUUUCAAAGCCCGGAACAGAAGGAAGUGUUCGAAUUAAGUUGUGAAUUUCAAUUCCCCUUUUUUCCCCCAUUAAAAAAAGAAACAGCGAAUAUUUAAUUCUCGAGGCCACAGCCUCAUCGCCUCGCGUCUCCUGUCGUGUUGAUCUGAGAAGCUUCUGUGUGCAUGUAGCUUUUCCUCCUCGGAAGGAAAUAACUCGGCUGUGAAUUUACGCCGAGGUGAUGAACCACUCAGUUUUACCUUCUAAAUGAAAUCUCAGAAAAUCACGGCAGCCUUCAUGUAUUUUUGAUAUAAAUAUAUAUAUAUAUAUAUAGUUGUGUUUUUUUGUUUUGUUUUUUAAUAAUAUUUUGCACUGAAAAUAU
Molecule: messenger RNA, 1784 nt
Organism: Salarias fasciatus (jewelled blenny)
Lineage: Eukaryota; Metazoa; Chordata; Actinopteri; Blenniiformes; Blenniidae
Product: H2.0-like homeobox protein
Exons: 4
Coding region: 125-1297 (390 amino acids)
Biological process (GO): regulation of DNA-templated transcription
Molecular function (GO): sequence-specific DNA binding; DNA-binding transcription factor activity, RNA polymerase II-specific
Source: RefSeq, a predicted model, not a curated record